Blastomyces dermatitidis ER-3 is the source of this 2077-nucleotide messenger RNA. RefSeq lists its product as uncharacterized. The transcript is spliced from 8 exons. Bases 1 to 2073 code for a protein of 690 amino acids. The record is from RefSeq and is a predicted model, not a curated record. Lineage: Eukaryota; Fungi; Ascomycota; Eurotiomycetes; Onygenales; Ajellomycetaceae.
AUGGCAGCAGAAAAAUUAGGAGAAGAGGACCUCAAUACUAGCGAAAUCUGGGAUUGGGCGGUCAAUUGUGACGCUUUUGGUCUUCAUUCUCACCACAAUGGCCCAGAUAUCGUCGUCCUGGCCCCCUUUCACAUCCCGAUCCUCAUUCCGCGGCAGCUGGUGGAAACUGUCGUUGAUGCGCUCAGUGCGUUGAGAAUAAUACCGCCCAGGAAGGCCCAGUACCAGCAGGAUCCCGCCGCCGACGGCGAGGAUGUAGAUGAUGAUCAGAAUGGCAAAAAUCUUUUCCUGCUGGCCAUUCUUGCUAUUGGUGCGAACAAUAUAUCCCCGCUUGAUACCAUGGCUUUCUUCAUUACGCUGGCCUACAUUGCUAUUUCUAUCGGCUCGUCUGGGCUUAUUAGGUUCCUGGCAUUUAAAGGACUUCAAAAGGGAGGCAAGGUUGGGCAUCGGCUCUUCUUCUACCUCUACGCUUUUUUCUUCGGCCUGGGGAGCUUCAUUGGCAACGACCCUAUUGUCCUCUCCGGACUGCCAAUAUCAUUCAUCCUAGAGCCUGGAUCCACACACAAUUCGCGGUGGCCAACAUCGCGUCUGCAAUUCUCGUCUCCUCCAACCCGACUAACCCAGUCCUUUGAGAUCAAGUUCAUUGUCUACACGGCAAACAUGAUCGUCCCAGUCAUUGCAACCGCCAUUGUUUUAUUUCCCUUUUUGCUAUACAUCAUCUUUGCGGAUCCGGCCCCUAUCCCAUUUUCCAUUGAGAUGCACGAAUUGUCGGAGGAAGCGAAAGCAAUGAAGCCUGUGAAUCCUAAUAUUCCUCAUGCGCGAGGAUUGGCUGAGGAGGAAGAGGGCAAUGCAAAUGACGAUCAGGUGAAGCUUCUCUCCCUGGAAGAGAUUAUGAACCCUUUCCUGGACAAAGGCGGCGCGGCUUUCGGAGCCGUCAUUAUGAUAGCUACGCUUGUUACCCUCCUGGCCCUUAACGCUUCGACCAAGAACAUUAUCCUAUUUUUUGGGGCGGAGGAAUUACGGCUUGCGGUUCUAGGGCAGAAAGAGCAGGAUUCUAUGGAUGCGUAUGGGACCCCUCUAGUAUUGACCCAGUCGCCUGAGCCUCAUUCACAAGACCAGUCCAGGCAUAGUGGCAGCGGUGAUGGGGGUGGCGGCGGUAAGAGCCACAGUACCUCGAAUACUGAUGAUGAUAUUACAUUGGCGGUCGCUGCUUCCAAGCAAGUUCCUACAAUCCUUACCUCCGAGACAGAUGACAGACCAACUCUCGUAUCGACACCUCCCCGUGAACCAUCACCCUCAUCUGUGCGUAUAUACCAAGCGACAAUCAACUACCGAACGGCCAAGGGUCAACCACGAGCGCGCCAGUCAUCGUCCCAGCAGCAACAAGGGACGAUAUUAAGCGAAGGACAGAUAUUUUCUAAUCGAAUGUCUCAAGAGCUGGCACGGCAGCAAGAUCGUGGACCGGCAACGAUAGUCUCGCUCCUUGCGGAAGCCUACCGCUGGACUCAGGAUACUUUCCCUACCGUCACAGCAGUAGUCGCCCACUUACCAUAUGCACGUGUGCCCUUUGCUUUCACCAUGUUCAUUCUCGUGCAAGCGCUUGUCACCAAAGGUUGGAUGCCCGUGUUUGCCUACGGAUGGGACCAUUGGGUAAACAAAACAGGCACAAUCGGUGCAAUUGGCGGCAUGGGCUUUCUCUCAGUGAUAUUAUGUAACGCGAGUUCUCCGUCGCGAUGGAUGGUGUACAGCAUCGCAAUCGGCGUCAACUACGGCGCAUUUAGCACGGCCUUUAGCGCUUCACUCGCUGGUAUGCUCUGGAGAGACAUCCUAGCCCGAAAACACAUCCGAGUCCGUAGCCUUCGAGUCAAUCUACCCAUCAUUGCCAUUCCAUGGCGGUUGGCCUUUCUGUCCUCAUCGGGGAAGUGUACAUUAUCAGAGACAACUCUCCCUACAAGCCUGUGGAAUGAUUAUCUAUUGGACGUGGAUAAUUUUGUUGGACCACAAAAGGCAACACAUCUCCUUCCGGGCCUUGGAAACGAAAUGGCAGAAUAUAAUGAGCCACCUGCGAGACUAUGAACAG